Notechis scutatus (mainland tiger snake) is the source of this 5259-nucleotide messenger RNA. Lineage: Eukaryota; Metazoa; Chordata; Lepidosauria; Squamata; Elapidae. The record is from RefSeq and is a predicted model, not a curated record.
GAUGGCGGCGGCGCCGGUAGUUGAGGCGGCGAACGGCCUGUCAGAGCGGAGGCCUUGGUAGUCGCGGCGUCACCGCUGUCAUGGACCUGCGCCUGGCCGUGUACAACGCGGCUCGGGAGGGGAAGCUGAAGCUGCUGCAGAAGCUGCUGGGCGGCCGCGGCCGGGAGGAGCGUCAGCGUCUGGCGGCGGGCCCGGGCGGCGCGGAAGGCCCGCCGUUGCUGAUCGCUUCCCGCCACGGUCACCGCGAGGUGGUGGAGUACCUGGUGGACCACUGCGGCGCGCGGGUGGGCACGGGCGGGUCGGUGCGCUUCGACGGGGAGACUAUCGAAGGGGCUCCGCCGUUGUGGGCCGCCGCCGCCGCCGGGCACCUGCCGGUGGUGAGGAGCCUGCUGGAGCGCGGCGCCUGCGUCAACCAGACCACGCUGACCAACUCGACGCCGCUGCGGGCGGCCUGCUUCGACGGGCACCUGGCCGUGGUGCGCUACCUGGUGGGGGAGUGCGGGGCCGACCUCGAGGUGGCCAACAGGCACGGCCACACCUGCCUGAUGAUCGCCUGCUACAAGGGCCACACCGACAUCGCCCGCUACCUGCUGGAGCGGGGUGCCGAGGUCAACCGCCGCAGCCUGAAGGGCAACACGGCCCUGCACGACUGUGCCGAGUCCGGCAGCCUGGAGAUCCUUCGCCUGCUGUUGGCUGGCCAGGCACGGAUGGAGCGGGAUGGCUACGGCAUGACCCCGCUGCUGGCCGCCAGCGUCACCGGGCACGCCAACAUCGUGGAGUUCCUCAUCCGGGGUGCGCUUGAAGUACCCCAAAGCCAGGACGCCGAGGAAGAGGAGAAGGAGGAUCGGGAAGAAGAGGAGGAGGAGGACGAUGAGACGGGUGGAUCCCACGUCUACUGCACCCGAGAGGCCGCGGUGGAGGCGUUGGAGCUGCUGGGUGCCACCAUGGUGGACAAGAAGCGCGACCUGCUAGGCGCCAUGAAGCACUGGUGCCGGGCGAUGGAGCUGCGUCUCCGAGGAGGCGAGGCCCUCUCUAAGGCGGAGCCUCGGCAGCGGGUGCUGGCUUAUGACUAUGCCCAAGAAGUGAGCAGCAUGGAGGAGCUGGAAUCGCUCAUCACAGAUCCGGAUGAGAUGAGGAUGCAGGCUUUGUUGAUCCGAGAGCGUAUCCUGGGACCGUCUCACCCGGAUACCUCGUAUUAUAUCCGCUACCGGGGGGCCGUUUACGCCGAUUCAGGCAACUUUGAGCGGUGCAUUAACCUGUGGAAGUACGCCUUGGACAUGCAGCAGGGCAACCUGGAGCCCUUGAGCCCCAUGACGGCCAGCAGCUUCCUCUCCUUUGCCGAGCUCUUCUCGUACGUGCUGCAGGACCGCUCGAAGGGCGCCUUAGGGACUCAGCUGGGUUUCUCUGACCUCAUGGUGGUUCUGAGCAAAGGGGUCCGCGAGGUCGAGAGGGCCCUCCAGCAUCGGAAGGACCCGGUGGCCGACGCUUCCCCGUUCACCAAAGCCUUGGCCAUCAUCCUCCACUUGGUCUUUUUGCUGGAAAAAGUGGAGUGCGUUCCCGAGCAGGAGCACCAGAAGCGCCAAACCAUCUACCGCUUGCUGAAGUGUCACCCGCGAGGCAAGAACGGCUUCACCCCAUUGCACAUGGCGGCGGACAAGGACACCACCACGGUGGGCCGCUACCCGGUGGGGAAAUUCCCCUCACUCCACGUGGUGAACCUCCUGCUAGAGUGCGGGGCCGACCCGGACAGCCGGGAUUAUGACAACAACACCCCGCUGCACGUGGCUGCCCGGAACAAUUGCCCCCUCAUCAUGACCGCCCUAAUGGAGGCAGGAGCUCACAUGGAUGCCACCAACGCUUUCAAACAGACAGCCUACGAGCUCCUGGACGAGAAGCAGCUCACCAAGGCCAUGAUGCAGCCUUUUAAUUAUAUCACCUUACAGUGCCUUGCGGCCCGAGCGCUGGAUAAACACAAGAUCCCUUAUAAGGGUUUUAUCCCUGAAGAGUUGGAAGCCUUCAUUGAGCUGCAUUAGCCAAGGAGGACUCUCUACUCCCUACCGGUCUCUUCCUAAACCCGCUGGGACUGGCCGGGAGGGGACUUGGAUUCGCAGUCUUCCUGGGGUCUGGAUUUGAAAAGCUUUGGUUUGCACUUGGCCAGGUUAUGUGGUCUCCGUCUUGCUUCUGUCCAGCCCCUGACAUGGAGAAGUCGUCUUUUGCCCAAACGCACGUGGCCUCACUAUCUGGGAUCUUCUUGGGUAGAUGAACAGGCUCUACUGCAGUGUUGCUCAACUUUGGCCACGUUAAGAUAGGUGGACUUCAACUCCCAGAAUUCCCCAGCCAGCUAUGCUGGCUGGGGAAUUCUGGGGGUUGAAGUCCACUCUUCUUAAAGUGGCUAAGGUUGAGAGACUAUGUUGCCCUUACUCCUCUAUGGAUCUGUCCCUAAUCUGUUUUUGAAAGUCCCCUCAUAUUUUUUCUCUCCCUGGCCUUCCAAAGCCAAGGAGUUGAAUUUAGCCCCCUUCUCACUUUACAUUAAUUGCCCCAACUGCCCCCCCAAAAAUUGGCAAGAUUCAGCUUUCUGGAACUUUUCUAGGGCCCCCAAGAAAACCUCCAGGGCUGACCCAUUGCUCCAAAGUUCCUCCAGUCUUUUUUUCAGUUUUCCCCAUUUUUUUGUGUGUGUUCCUGUGAGAAGCGGGGGAAAUAAGGGGCUGGCGGAUCUGAUUGUGUGACCGGCUCAACGGUGGCCACGCGCGAGAUAGAUGAAUGUUUUGCAUGGCCUGCUUUCAGCUUGCAUGUUGGUUGAGCUUUUUUAAGUUCUUCCAUUUUGCACCCUUUUGGAAGACUUAAGGAUGGACGGAGGCAAACCCACCAAGUCUUAACAAUGUUCUUUUGUUCAGAUCAGCCUUGGAACUUAAGGUGGGCGGGGGGGGGGGGGGUUUCUUCAUUUUGAACAGUCUAUUUGCUUCUCUGCAUGGUUGACCCAAGCUGGGUGCAGUGAGGUUUGAUUUUUGAUGGCUGUUUUCAAAGCUGGUGGUAAUAAUUGUAUCUUUAUUUGGCUGCUGGUUUUUCUUGUCAGCAGAGCGAGCCCUGCACUGUAGGCAGACCAGGCGGUAAAAGGUUCCCCAGAUUGUGAAAUUUAAUCAAGCCAUUUAUUUUUCCCGCUCCAGAAAAGAGAAAACGGGGUAUGGGUUUUUGACCCAAUCACUGGCAAAAAACGGUUCAUUUACAUCAGAGGUCUCCAAACUUGACCACUUUAAGACUGUUGGACUUAAACCCCCAGAAUUCCUUAACCAGCCUGCUGACUAAGGAAUUCUGGGAGUUGAAGUCCAUAAGUCUUAAAGUGCCCAGUUUUUUAGACCCCUGAUUUAUGUCCUUUCAGCCAGGAUAGCCCCAUUUUUCUGGAAGAGCUUAGGGAACCGGAGGCGAUUGGGCAAUAUUGUCCAAAAUUAUCUCUUUGCGGCCUCUGUAAAGGUUAAGGAGCAAAUGCUUUUUAAAAUCUCCCAGAAACCAAAGAAAACCUAUAUACUGAAAACUUUUUGCACUGUGGGCCUGUCUAGGUAUACUUCCCAUUAAAAAUCAUGCCUAGUAACCCACCAAAUCGAGCGGAGGCGAGUGAAAUGCUUACACUGUGGCACCCCAGUUUCUUCACAUGUCCUCGCCUUCCUUAACUCUUCAGGGCAGGUGGGCAUCAAAUACCAGAGAUUUUAUUCACAUCUGCAAAAAGUGGGUUGUAACUUGAAUUCUUAGUAUUAGUCACUUCAAUCCCCCCCCCUUUGGCUUGGUUAUCAAUGAUAUUUUUUUUAAUUAUGUAAAGGGCAGAAAUGGAUGUUGAAGGGUAGAAUGAAUACCUCACACACACACACACAGCCUUACUCAGCCAUGCUGAGUUGAUUCUCGUUGGUGUGUCCUGUAAAUUCUGUUCUAUGCAGACGGUGCAGGUGGGAUUGAGGCUGCAUCAGGCAAGAGAAAAAUGGUGGCAAGAUGGGUGUGUGGAUGGACGGAUAAAAAUGACUUGAAGGGAUUGGGGGACGGGUGUUUGCGUUUGAAUCUUGAAGGACCUUUCUUAGGUCUUUUCUCUCAGGGUCUACCUCACUCGCCAACAGUGUUAAUGGAUGAUGUUUGGAGCGGUUGUAAGUAAGGUGGCCAUGGCUGUUGAUAGUUGGAUCACCUUAACUUCAUAGCAGUGGGACAGGUGAAGGUCAGAGUAGGCUGAAGUAAAGGAGGCCCAGUAGAGUGCUGUCAUCAUCCUUGGUGCUUGCUCGUGUCCAGAUAGACCUUUUUUUUUCCAGAUCAAAGAAACCCAUCCUGCGAAUCUGGGGCUGUUUAGAAGCCCCCAGGAACUUUUAAGCGGGGUGGACUUCCGCAUGGCUGGCUGAGGAAUUCUGGGAGUUAGUCCACCCUUCUUAAAAGUUCCUGGACUUAAGGAAACACUGCUUCAGAGGUCUUCCUUCAAAAAGACUUGGUUAAAUGGCCUACCAGCCUCACAAAAGAGAGAAAUAAAAAAUCGAUCAGACCAAAAAGUUUCAGAAUGUAGAUCAUCAUUCUCUCUGGGGUGAACCUCCGUUGGAGGCAUCAUCUCAAUCGGAUGAUCUCCAUAAAUUAAGAGAUCGGUAUUCUCUUUGAAUCCAUCUCUAAAUGUUGUUCUGCUUUGAAGCAGAAGGGGGAGGGUGGAAACAGUACCAGCUGAUAACUGAGGAUGCCAAAAGAUGUUGCUUUGUUUUUCUCAUAGACGUCAAAGGAGCAAACGCCUCCCUAAAGGCUCUGGAUUCCUGGUUUGGGCAGGGUGGAGCAGCAAAUGGCCUAUAUUUGGUGUUUGGAUGUGGAUGUGUUUGGAAGCUAGGAGGUGAUUUUGGAGAAUCAUUUCUGCAUCUUCACACAGCGCAGGGAUAAGAAGAAGCAGAGGUCUUAAAUUGCCUUGCAUAGUUUUUCAACCUCUGCAGCUUUAAGAUGCUUGGACUUCAACUCCCAGAAUUUCCCAGCCAGCACAGCAGUGCUGGCUGGGGAAUUCUGGGAGUUGAAGUCCAAUCAUAAAGCUGUAGAGGUUGAGAAAUUGCUGGUUUAGGGGCUCAAGAGAACUACAGAAACCUCAGGGUAUUUUUUUUUUCCCUCCGUGGAUUUUGCAGCUUUGCAUUUUUGCAGUGUUAAAAGCAAACAACGGGAUAUUAGCAGGUAAAGCAAAAGAAGUUUCAGGUUACCAUUUUCUUUUCUUUUCUUUUUUGGUUUUGUUGCAAAGAAUGGGGUUGAUUUGGCAAUUGUGGCAGA